Messenger RNA from Linnemannia hyalina, 1014 nucleotides. The record is from the annotation of a GenBank genome assembly. NCBI's taxonomy places the organism in Eukaryota, Fungi, Mortierellomycota, Mortierellomycetes, Mortierellales, Mortierellaceae.
AUGAAGACCAUGCUGGCCAUGGCUCUCAUCACCUUCGCUGUCGCUCAAUCACCCGCCAUCCCUCCACACCAACGACAGGCCGGAGUAUCUUCCCUUUCUUCUGCAGACGUUACACCCACGCCCACCUUUAAUGCUUCAACUACCUCUUCAAUAACAACAACGUCAACAACAGCAGCCACAGAAACAACAGCGACAACGACAACGACAGCAGUAACGAUCGCUCCUAUAGCACCAGAGCAAACACCCGGUCCAGCAGUCAAUAUCUUCCCCCCAGGAACCGUCAACUGUCUCGAAUUCCCCUAUUGCGCAGAGGACGCAGAUUGCUUCGUCUUCAGCGACAGCCUCGUCUGCCUCAAGAAAGCCCUCAACUGGGGUUAUGUCCUCUCAAGGAACAGCUCUGGAAUCCCGUCCGUCCCCGGCUGGUCGGGCCGUCGAUCUCAAGUGAACGACGACUGCACCCUCUUUCAGAUGCCCAGGAGCGACGACAAGCCUGGCCUGGCCCUGAUGGUUUACGAUCUGAUCCGCGAUACCCUCCCCAAGGAUCUUUUGCUUUCUCGCUAUGACCAGGUGACUACCAACUGGUAUACCCUCUUCUCCAAUUGCGAACCCCAUCUAACCUGUUUGAAGGGCAAGUGCCAACCGAGACCCACCCUCGGCCAGAGUUGUACCUCGUCCUGGCAAUGUAAUGCUCUCGCCCUAGGUUUGAACGAGAACAAUGCGCCCAUCCCUUCGUCCAAUACCUCCGAGGUGCGCUGCGAGUACGAUGGUGGCGACAAGUCUGUCAAUACUACCUGUCAAUUGAUCAAGCGGGAAACGAACCAAGGCGGGAGCGGGUUCCUUAUCUGGUAUGUCUUUGUCCCCUUGGCCGUCCUUGCCGUCAUCGGAUACUUUGGCUGGGCGAUCUACCGGCGCUACAAGAACGAGCAAAAGCAUGGCAAAUGGAAGCGAGUUGCCGAAGACAAGGAGGACAACAGGAAUAACUACCCACUCGAGGCUUAUGAAGAUAUCCACUAG